AUGCCAAAAACAUACAAGCAACGGAAAAGAGAACCUUACAGCUAUGAGAGUAUGCAGAAUGCAGUGUCCUCUGUAAUGAAAGGCACUUACUCAAUUAGAAAGGCUGCAGAAAUGUUUAAUGUAAAUAAAUCAACCCUCCAUGACACGAUUAAAAAAAAGUAUAAGAACCCUGGUCAACCUGGUAGAAAAACAGCGAUCCCACCAGAAGUUGAACAUAAGAUAGCAAAUGCUUUGAAGGAAGCAUCUAAACAGGGCAUGGGCAUUUCAAGGCGGCAAUUACUGCGCCGGGUAGGCAGUUUAUGCAAAAAAAUGAAAAUCGAGGUUGAUCAAUUUAAGCAACAGACCCCCGGAAAGGACUGGUUUGUUGGUUUUAUGAAGCGACAUCUAACACUGUCAAUUCGCAAACCAGAGAAGUUAGCGACAACAAGAGCAAGGAUGACAAAUCCGGCGAUAGUCUCAAAAUAUUUCGAUGAUCUUGGGCAAAUUCUGAAAAAUCUUGGCUUGUUAUCAAAACCUGCGUGCAUAUGGAAUUGCGAUGAAACUGGAAAAAGUUUUGAGCACACACCAGUAAAAGUCAUUGCGGAAAGGGGAUCUAAGGCUGUGGUAGGGAGGACAUCGUCAUGCAGGACAAAUAUAACGGUCAUGGCAUGUGUGAAUGCUGCUGGGGGUAAGAUGUCUCCAUUGUUUAUUGUCAAAGGCAAGACAUCCAGAUCCUUGCAUGGAUUUAACACCCUUGCUGCCCCACAAGGAACACGCUGGCACUACCAAGCUAAUGGCUGGAUGAACGACGACAUUGGCGAAAAAUGGUUUGAGGACGUGUUCCUUAUGGAGUGUGGCACAGAAAGGCCCCAGCUCCUGAUUUUGGAUGGCCACUCCUCCCACGAGAGUCUUUCCAUCAUUGAGUUGGCCAUCCAGAAUGAUAUCCACAUUCUGAGCCUCCCUCCUCAUACUACACAUGCUCUUCAACCUCUUGAUCGCUGUGUAUUUGGUCCACUUAACAGCGCUUACAACACUGAAUGCUCAAACUUCCUUAACCAGAACCCCACUUAA
Messenger RNA from Saccostrea cuccullata (small rock oyster), 1050 nucleotides. RefSeq lists its product as uncharacterized. The record is from RefSeq and is a predicted model, not a curated record. Gene Ontology annotation, molecular function: DNA binding. Bases 1 to 1050 code for a protein of 349 amino acids. Lineage: Eukaryota; Metazoa; Mollusca; Bivalvia; Ostreida; Ostreidae. The transcript has a single exon. Gene Ontology annotation, cellular component: nucleus.